Molecule: messenger RNA, 480 nt
Organism: Peniophora sp. CBMAI 1063
Lineage: Eukaryota; Fungi; Basidiomycota; Agaricomycetes; Russulales; Peniophoraceae
Source: the annotation of a GenBank genome assembly
AUGUGGCCCUUCUCCUCUACGCCCAAAGAACAGCCAGCACCGCCUCCAGCACCGAAACCCGCGCUUACGGUGCCGGAGGGCUCGACUAUUAAUCCGCUUGACGGGUCUAUUGUACCAGUGCAACGGCCGAGGCCGUCUUAUGCCGUUGAGACUACCGGGAGUACGAUAGGUGACUUGCAAGAGGCUACUAAGAGGCUUUCGGUUAACGACUUUCAACAUAUUGGGGAGAUUCCGUGCGCGAGGAAUAGUCUGCUUGCUGGAAUCGCGAGUGGCGCGGGUAUGGGCGUUAUUCGAGGGAUGACCGCAGGAGUGUUUGUGGCCAGCAACUGGGCCGUAGGCUGUUUCAUGCUCGUCUCUCUCGGAUCAUGGCACAUUUGCCAACGGAAGAUCGAGAACGAGAAGCGCAAGAUGCAGACGAUCAUUGAGAGUAUGCCCGCAAGAAGGGCUGUCAAGCACGAAGACGACGGGAAACCUGCAUGA